Molecule: messenger RNA, 4375 nt
Organism: Myiozetetes cayanensis
Lineage: Eukaryota; Metazoa; Chordata; Aves; Passeriformes; Tyrannidae
Gene: SREBF1
Product: sterol regulatory element binding transcription factor 1
Exons: 19
Coding region: 164-3547 (1127 amino acids)
Biological process (GO): regulation of transcription by RNA polymerase II
Cellular component (GO): nucleus
Molecular function (GO): DNA-binding transcription factor activity, RNA polymerase II-specific; protein dimerization activity; RNA polymerase II cis-regulatory region sequence-specific DNA binding
Source: RefSeq, a predicted model, not a curated record
CCUCCCGGUGGCAGCUCCGGGCACGGUUCGCGGCAGCAACUUGGCCGUUCGUCCCCGUGGUGCCUGUGCCGGGACCAGCGCGGCCGUGGCGGGCGGGCGGCCCCGCCACCCCUAGAGCCGCCCGAGCCCCCCGGAGCCGCCGGGAGCCACCGGAGCCGCCGGGAUGAGCUCUCUCGCCUUCGACGACGCGGGCCUGGAGGGGCUGGCACCGUCCCUCGGCCUCUCCGGGACCAGCGACAUCGACACGGCCCUGCUCAGCGACAUCGACGACAUGCUGCAGCUGAUCAACACGCCGGACAAUGACUUCUCGGGGCUGUUUGACUCGCCGUUCGGUGCCCCCGACAGCGCCCUGCCCGCGGGGCUCCCCUCCACCCCGGGCACCGUCAGCUCUUACCUGGGUCCCAGCAAUCCUCCCCCCGCCACCCCCACCAGCAGCGCCUACGCGGGGCCCCCCGGGAUGGCGACCUUCCCCCCGCAGCCCCCGGCCCCGCUCCUGCCGGUGCCAUCCCUGGGUGUCAAGGAGGAGUCUUCGGCCGUGCCCAGCAGCCAAGCCCAGCCCCAGCCCCAGCCCGGUGUGAUGCUGACCCCGAACUUCGUCCCCACAUCCCCCAGCCAGUUCACCCCCCAGCCCUUGGUGGGCUACCAGAACCAGCACAGCUUCUCCGCUGUGCAGCCUGGAGGUGCAGGGCAGACCCUGCCCAGCCCCAUGCCCACCUCCCAGCCCAGCCAGCCCGUGGCGCUGCCCGGUCCCAUGCAGAGCGUGGCACCCCAGCAGCUCCUCGCCCCUGCUGCCCCCACCACCCAGUCCGUCUCUCCCCAGAUCCAGCCAGUGCCGGUUCUGCUGCAGCCCCACUUCAUCAAGGCUGACUCCCUGGUGCUGACGGCCGUCAAGACGGAUGCUGGCAGCGCCAAGACCUCCACCAUCGCCUCCCUGGCCACCAGUGCCAGCGGCUCUGCCACCCCGCUCCAGGUGCCGGCGCUGGUGAGCGGAGGGACCAUCCUGGCCACAGUCCCGCUGGUGGUGGACGCGGAUAAGCUGCCCAUCAACCGGCUGGCGCCCAGCGGGAAGCCGGCGCUGGUGCAGAGCCGGGGGGAGAAGCGCACGGCCCACAACGCCAUCGAGAAGCGCUACCGCUCCUCCAUCAACGACAAGAUCGUGGAGCUCAAGGACCUGGUGGUGGGCACCGAGGCCAAGCUCAACAAGUCGGCGAUCCUGAGGAAGGCCAUUGAGUACAUUCGCUUCCUGCAGCAGAGCAACCAGAAGCUGAAGCAGGAGAACCUCGCCCUGAAGAUGGCCGUGCAGAAGAACCAGCCCCUGAAGGACCUGGGGACCCACUGCAGCGGGGGGGCCAAGGCGGAGGCCCCCAUGGAGGUGGUGAAGACGGAGGUGAUGGAGAUGCUGACGCCGCCGCCCUCGGACGCAGGCUCGCCAUCCCACAGCAGCCCCCUCUCUCUCAGUGGGGGCAGCAGCAACAGCAGCAGCGACUCAGAACCCGACAGCCCCCUCUGCAACCAUGGCAAGGUGAAGCAGGAGCACCCGCCACCCUCGCCCAGCAGCCAGGGAAUGCUGGACCGCUCCCGCAUGGCUCUCUGCACCUUCGUCUUCCUCUGCCUCUCCUUCAACCCCUUGGCCUCCCUCCUGCGGGGCUCCAGCUCCCCGGGCCCUCUGGGGAGCCCAGACACUGCCGGCCCCAGCAGGAGCAUCAUGGCUGAGUCUGGCACUGUGGAGGAGCCGUGGGGGUGGUCACAGUGGCUGUGGCCCACGCUGGCCUUCUGGGCGCUGAACGCGGCGCUGGUGCUGGGGGCGGUGGUGCGGCUCUUCGUCUGCGGGGAGCCCGUCACCCGCCCCCACUCCGAGCCCUCCAUCCUCUUCUGGCGGCACCGCCGGCAGGCCGACCUGGACCUCGACCGUGGGGACUUCGCGCAGGGGGCCCAGCACCUGCGGACGGCGCUCGGGGCGCUGGGGCGGCCGCUGCCGGCGUCCCACGGGGACCUGGCGUGCAGCCUGCUCUGGACCCUCCUGCGCCACCUGCUCCAGCGCCUCUGGGUGGGCCGCUGGUUGGCUGCCCACGCCGGGGGGCUGCGCCCGGACCCCCCACCCCCUGCCCACGUCCGCCAGAGUGCCCGCGACGCCGCCAUGGCUUACCACCGCCUGCACCAGCUGCACCUCGCCGGGAAGCAGGCUGGGGGGCACCUGCUGGCCAUCAACCUGGCGCUGAGUGCCGUCAACCUGGCCGAGUGUGCUGGUGAUGCCAUCUCUGUGGCAGCACUGGCUGAGAUCUACGUGGCAGCCGCCCUGCGGAUCAAGGCCAGCCUGCACCGCUGCUUCCACUUCCUGGCGCGCCCCUUCCUCUGCAGUGCCCGGCGUGUGGCCCUGUCCCACGGUGGAGCUGUGCCCCCUGCCAUGCAGUGGCUCUGCCACCCCUUGGGCCACCGCUUCUUCGUUGAUGGGGACUGGGCAGUCAAGGGUGUCCCCAGGGAGACCAUUUACAGCUCUGCUGGCAACCCAGUGGACCCGCUGGCGCAGGUGACCCAGCUCUUCCGUGAGCACCUCCUGGAGAAGGCACUGUGCUGCGUGGCCAUCCCCGAGCCUGGCCGCCCCACUGCCCAGGGAGAGGGGCGGUUCUCUGAUGCCCUCGAGUACCUCCAGCUGCUCAAUGGCUGCUCGGAUGCCAGUGGCACACCUGGCCCCACGCCUUCCAUCACCUCUGGCUUGGCGGCUGUCACAGGCACCGACCCCGUGUCCAAGUGGUGGGCGUCCUUCAUUGGCAUCGUUAUCCACUGGCUGCAGGGAGAUGAGGAGGGGGCUGAGCGCCUCUACCCGCUGGUGGAGACCAUGCCCCGGGCACUGCAGAGCUCUGAGAAGCCCCUUCCCCGCGCUGCCCUGCACUCCUUCCGAGCUGUCCGCGCCUUGCUGAGCAAGCAGGACGGGAGCCAGGCCACCCUGGGCCACUGUGAGAAGGCCAGCAGCUGCCUGCGGGAGAGCCUGGAGCUGGGCAGCCCCCCCAAGGCCACCAUCGACAAGGCAGUCCAGCUCCUGCUCUGUGACCUGCUCCUGGUCACCCGUACCAACCUGUGGCAGCAGCAGAUGGGGGCCAGCCAGCAGCGCAGCUGCCUCUAUCAGGCGUCUGCCCUGGAGCUCCGCGGCUUCCAGCAGGAUCUCAGCAGCCUGAGGCGCCUGGCACAGACCCUCCGCCCCGCCAUGCGCCGGGUGUUCCUGCAUGAAGCCACUGCCAGGCUGAUGGCCCGGGCCAGCCCCACACGCACCCACCAGCUGCUGGACCGCAGCCUGCGCAGGAGAGGGGUGCAGAGCAGCAAAACAGCUGGGGAGCCAGAGAGCCACCCCACGCCCCGGGAACACGCCGAGGCGCUGCUGCUGGCCUGCUGCUACCUCCCGCCCAGCUUCCUGGCGGGCCCGGGGCAGCGCGUGGGAAUGCUGGCCGAGGCCGCCCGCACGCUGGAGAAGCUGGGAGACCGCCGGACGCUGCACGACUGCCAGCAGAUGAUCAUCAAGCUGGGCAGCGGCACCACCGUCACGUCGGGAUAGGUGGGGAGGGGGCUGCCAGCCCCCCGCCACCCCCCUGGGUGUGGGAUGUGGGGUGACAGGGGGCACGUGCCUCAGUUUCCCCACAGGACACGGUGUUGGGGAGCGGUUUUUGAGGUGGCUGGGGAGGGACAGGGUGGUAUCUGAUGCGGGUGCAGGGCGGGGGUGCCCCAGCGUGUGGCAGCCACACGCGGGGUACCCCGGGUGGGCUCUCCACCCCACGGACACGGUCCGUGUCCCCAACCCGCGUGGGGGACGAGGUGUGGAGACCUCUAGUGACACUGUCACAGUAUUGCAGGGCACGGGACGCUCGGCAGCUGCCCCCGGUGCCACCUGUACCCCUCGGUGUCACCUGUACCCCUCGGUGUCACCUGUACCCCCUGUGCCCCCUGUACCUCCCAACGCGCAGGAUGGGGUCCCUGCCCGGCCCACCGUGGAUCCCACUGCUGCAGCACCCCUUGUUUUUGGGGCUUUGCCCCCACUAUGAGGGGUAGUUUUGGCUUCAUGGCAUCAGCAAAGCGACCUCUGCCCAGCCAUGCCCAUGGUGGGCAAGAGGGGACCCCCACCACCCACCCUAUCCCCCACCCCCAGCACCGACCAGUCGCCCCAUUAGGAGCUGCCACCACCCCUGAGCAUGGACAGGUUUUUGGAGAAGGGAUGGCAGGGUGGCACGGGGCUCCUGGGGGGCUGGUGGGUGCCCCCGUGCCCUUGCUUCACCCCUCCUGUAUAUAGACCCCACCCCUUGGCUCCCCCCGCUCCCCUUUUCCCUUUUUAAACGGUAUUUUCAUAGUUGGAGAGUUUUGUACAGACAAUUAAAGCUGAUUAUUUAUA